This is a messenger RNA of Colletotrichum phormii, 1068 nucleotides long. RefSeq lists its product as uncharacterized. The transcript has a single exon. Gene Ontology annotation, cellular component: mitochondrion. NCBI's taxonomy places the organism in Eukaryota, Fungi, Ascomycota, Sordariomycetes, Glomerellales, Glomerellaceae. The coding region runs from base 57 to 806 and encodes 249 amino acids. The record is from RefSeq and is a predicted model, not a curated record.
AACCUGCCUGCCGAGUUUUGAUCAUUUCCUGAUUCUGGUUUCAAAAUAUCAAGAGCAUGCAAGCUCUAUUACGCUCAUUACCAAGGCAUUUGUCCCGCCACAACCGACCAACCAUUCCAUCAAUACUUUCGGCUCCCCUAUCGACAUGUCCAUCAUUGAGAAAACGACAAGAGAAGGGUCCGGAGUUGUUAUACCCUGACGCUCCAUCAACAAACCACCAUGACAUUACAUCAUUUCUUGCAUACGCAAGUCGUACCGGGCUUGAUGUGGCAUCAACGGUGUACGUCGGAACUCACUAUGAGUACACAGUCUCCUCAACACUCGCCCAAUACGGCAUCCACGCCAAGCGUGUAGGCGGAGCAUUCGACCAAGGCAUUGACCUCCUCGGCACCUGGAGUCUUCCUUCACGAACUGAGAAUCUGAAGGUCAUAAUUCAGUGUAAAGGGGGUGCCCAACGCGUCGGCCCCUCGAUAGUCAGGGAAUUGGAAGGUUCCUUCAUCGGCGCCCCUGUGGGCUGGCGUGGUGAAGGAGUCAUUGCCUUCCUGGUUAGCGAGAAGCCGGCAAGCAAGGGCGUACGAGAGUCUCUGGGACGGAGCCGCUGGCCCAUGGGAUUCAUCUCGUGCUCAAGGGAAGGGGUUGUGCAGCAGAUGCUCUGGAAUCAGCGAGCGGACGAGGAGGGUCUGCGAGGUAUUGGCGUGACGAUGCGUCAUGCCGAGGAUGGGGAGGACGGGUCGCAGAUUGUCUUGACUCACAACGGAAAGCGAAUCCCGAACGGCCCGAAGGUGGACGUCGCCGAGAGCGGCUGAAGUCCCGGCUCAACCAUCAAGCAUCCAACCGAAGCCAACAGUGAGGUACACCGCGCGGGAGUUGGAAUAAGCUCGCUGGGAGGCACUCGUCAGGAAUCAACGCAGAGGCGAGAGUGUCAUAUAUCUUCACUAAAAAUGAAGAGUUCAGUGGCUAUGGAGUGACGAGAUAUCAUUGCAAACAAACUCCCCACGCAAUAUCUCUUGGCACAACAGAGACAGCCUAGCAGUGCAGAGUCAUGGAACUCAGACGUUUCUAUCUGUG